AUGGAAACCUCGAUUGAAAAUCCAGAGGGUAUUGAAGAUACAGACUUGUUCCCAGUGUGGAACUUCUUAACCCAGAGCGACUACAAUGUAUCAUCUUCGGAUCCGACACAAACAUCUAUUGAUCCUAUGGAAUUGGAGACAUUCCCUACCAGUCGAGACAGCAGCUUUUCACCCAUUUUCCACGAACUCACUGACCAUGACCAAUUCUUUUCUGUCUAUGCAGGUGGCGACGGCAAGGGUCCGGUAGCUGCUCCACUGCCUAAUUUGGAUUACCACACUCCUGAGGGCCCUGUUGAUGAAAUACAGGAGAUUUUACUUCAUUCAGCCGGACUUUCAGCCCUUCGACCAACUUAUGAAAUGCUGGGGAUUGAAGCUGAUGUGCCAGCUCAUUCUGUGCCUAAGCAUGGACCAUGGAAAUCUCUGCCAGCAAACCUAGAAUUGCAACUUGUCCAGAUUUACUUCGAGACCAUGCACACCCUUUGCCCGGUUCUGGAAGAACUGCCAUUCUAUCAGUGGUAUCAAGUCCGGGAUCGGAAGAAGAAUAAUAAUAUUAACCCCUUGAGUAAUCUCAUAUUACGCGUCGUGCUGUUUUCGGCAUUUGCACAUAUCGAUCUCGAUCAACUGGAGAAGAGCCCUUAUUCAUCGGUCCCGGAGGGUCAGAAGGCUCUCUUUGAGCAGGUCCACGAACUCUACAACUCAUUGCGUGAUUCAAGACAAGGCUCUGUUGAACUUGCCCAAUGUGCAUGUAUUCUGAGCCACUGGAGUCCAUAUGACUCCUCGAGGGAAGUUAACUAUUUUUGGGCGGAUGAGGCGCUACGACAUGCGCUACUCGGGGGCCUGCAUCUGUCCAUGCGGCCGUACGAUCGCAUCAUUUGGUGGUGCUCUCUUCAAAGGAAUCGAACGCUGACAUUGGCACUUCGCCGUCCCCACAAGCUGAAACAGUACCGACCCGGUCGACUGCCCACCGUUGGCGACUUCGGAAAUCUUUCGGCUCUCAAUCCAGAUGUGAAGCAUGCUCGAUUGUACGCUGCGCAUCUGGCCAUUUCUCUGUGCAACUUGUCCGUCAUCAUGAAUGAAAUCGUGCUGCUGAGGCAUAACAGUUCGAGAUGGGACGACUGGAGAGAUCGCGGCGAUGAUACAGGCUCAAUGGAGCCGAUUAUUGACCGUAUUGUUGGGAUUGAUCGAUCGUUAAACGAAUGGACGGCCGCAUUUGAACGGACUGUCAGCAAGUUCGAUGAGACGAGAAUUCACAGGAGGACUCGUGUCUCUAGCCAUCUGCUCCGCAUGAUGGUUCAUGGAACAAGAGCGUCGAUGUACGAACAGUACAUCGAGAAGAUGAAAGGAGGCAGUUCCUUGCAGUGGCUUUUGAAUAAUGUGGCUGUCAACAAACUCAAAGACACCUCAUCAGCGGUCGUGUGUGAGAUGAGGAAGCUGUUAGACAAUUCCCAGCCUCAGGACGUUCCGUUGAACCUGGCGGCAUGGAGCAUGACACCGAUCUACGUAUUCCUGGCGCAAGUCAAAAGCCCAAACAGAAUCCAUUCUUCCGGGGCGGCGGCCUCGUUGGAGAUUAUGUUGCGGCCAUUCUCGCCCAUGGUUGAACGUUUCGUCGGCGUCAGACAUACAACGGGCGUCAUUGCUAGUAUAGGAAAAGCAUACGACAAGGUCAUCCAGGGGUGGGAUGGAACAGAUCAUGAAGCUCUGGAAGUGGAACUUCUCAUUCUUGGGCGACGAAUUCUGCGAGAAGGACUUGCUUUUGGUGUAACGGUGCAAAGCUGA
Molecule: messenger RNA, 1776 nt
Organism: Exophiala aquamarina CBS 119918
Lineage: Eukaryota; Fungi; Ascomycota; Eurotiomycetes; Chaetothyriales; Herpotrichiellaceae
Exons: 6
Coding region: 1-1776 (591 amino acids)
Source: RefSeq, a predicted model, not a curated record